Messenger RNA from Sander lucioperca (pikeperch), 1631 nucleotides. It is a transcript of the gene ubald2, whose product is annotated as UBA-like domain containing 2. Gene Ontology annotation, molecular function: protein binding. Bases 201 to 743 code for a protein of 180 amino acids. The transcript is spliced from 3 exons. NCBI's taxonomy places the organism in Eukaryota, Metazoa, Chordata, Actinopteri, Perciformes, Percidae. The record is from RefSeq and is a predicted model, not a curated record.
UUUGUUGUUGGUGAUGACAUGAAAAUAUUGUUGUUGCUGCUGGUGGAGGCUGCGGAGACUCAGCGGUGGGAGACAGGCAAGCAGGCAGGACUGGGUUUGAAGGAUUUGAGGCGUUCGGAAAACUCGAUCCAAGUGAAGAUUUCAUUUAUUUAGUUGUAUUUUCGACUUUAAAGCAACUGCGUGUUGCGGGGAAAGCGGUCAUGUCGGUGAAUAUGGACGAACUCAGACAUCAAGUCAUGAUCAACCAGUUUGUUUUGACGGCUGGAUGCGCCGCCGAUCAGGCGAAGCAGCUUCUACAAGCGGCCCACUGGCAGUUUGAGACGGCCUUAAGCUCCUUCUUCCAGGAGGCCAACAUCCCCAGUCACCACCACCAGAUGAUGUGUACUCCCAGAAACACUCCCGCCACGCCGCCCAACUUCCCGGACGCCAUCACCAUGUUCUCCAAGCUGCGUGCGUCGGAUUGUGGCCCCGGCGCCGGCAGCGGCCCCUCCCAGGCGUCCAUGGCCUGCUCCCCCCCGGCCCCCUCCUCCACGUCGGGCUUCAGCUCCUUCUGGGCCUCGUCGCCGCCCAGCCACCAACCGGCCUGGCUGCCCCCGUCGUCGCCCACGGGCCACCACAUGCACCACCACCACUACCACCACCACCACCACCACAUGCAACAGACUCCCAUGUGGCCCCCCGUCUCUCAGCCCAACAACUCCCAGCAGCCCCCUGUCGUAUCGGUGCUCCACGGCCAGAGAUGAGACUCGCGGGCUGCCUGCGAGGAGGGGGGGCGGGGGGGGAAGGGAGAGGGCGGCUGUUUCGUGUGUAGCCAAAUCGGUUUGGGUGGGGGGGGGGGGUCGGGGCGGGAGGGAGGGAUUGGGGUGUCACGUGUGGAAUGAGAGGAAAUGGGGAGAAAAAAGACAAAGACGCUGUUUUCCUCUCUUGUUUUUUUUUCUAAACUGAAGACUCAGCUGGAGACGCUCUUCCUCUCCGUCUUCAUCACUAGUCAUCCGAGCCGAGGAAGAACCUGCGCGGUCUCCGACGGCGACACUGAGAAACUUCUUUCUUUUCAUCAUCAAUGCAAACAAGCCCAGGACCCAGCAGAGCACUCUGAGGAUUGGAGCCAUGUUUUUGUUGUUGUUGCGUUUUUAGUUUUUUUUUUUUAGAAACUCUUCUUCUUUCCGAGGGUUCAGAAGUCGGCAAUAACCAGCAGCUACACAAAAACGAAAACGGCUUGUGGAUGAAAUGGCCUCAGACGCACGGAGCAUGUGUACAGUGUGCACCGGAUUAUAGAGGUGUGUUUUCAUUUACAGCCAUAGAACUGCUCCACACAGUGAAACCUAACUCUGGCUGGAUGACACGCCCGUAUGUCAACAGUUAGUGCAUCUCAUGCAUUACCUUUACGUCUGCGUCAUGGGGACAGAUUCACCACACACAUAAACACAUGGUGAUCUUGGUGAAACACCCAGAAGGUUGUUUUAAAAAAAACAUUUAGCACCUCAAAGACUGACCCUGGAUGACAAAAUAUUCAUCCUGCUGCACAUUAACGACGAGUUCUCGCUGUUUCCUGAUCCAGACAAAAGAUGGUUUCUGUCUCUGCUUUUAUUUGUCGGACUUGAAAUCAAAAUAAAGUUUUAUUAUCAGUUUGA